UAUUUGUUAAGCCAUUUGGCUAGCAUAUCAAUAAGGCUCCGAUAACGAUAACGAUAAACAAACCAAUACAUAGCACGCAUCACUAAACGAAACCAAUUCGGCGACAAUUUUUUUUUUGUUGAAAGGAAUUACCAUAAAAAUCAAAUCAGUGCAGUGCUCCCGCAUAGCCAGCGUGAAACGGGACGCCAAACAGAUUGAAAACAAACAGUUCAAGGUGGAAUAAACAAAGUCGCGUGGGGCACAAUGAGUGUGUUGGCAUAUCCACGUAAAAACGAUGAGGAAAUUUUUCGUCAAUGCACAAAGGAUUGUGGCGUUGUGACGGCCACCGAGGACUUUCAGUAUUUCGCAUUAUGCUGCAUUUUUUGCAGCGAGAAGUUUCUCUACUUCGAUGCGUUCAUUGGCCACAUGCAAACUGUGCACAUGGAGGAUGCACAGCGCAGCAUUGAGGGUCCCAGCUCUGGCAAUAGCUUGCCUUUCACCAUGGGCCAGCCCAUGUCGCUGGGCAUAGCCGAUGGCGAUGACGAGGAGGAGGCCCGUCACGGCUAUGGCAACGGUGGCAUGCACCAGUUUGAUGAGAUCGAAGACUUGACCGAUGCAGACACUGCCCUGCUGGAGCCCCAAAUGGUUAUCAAACAGGAGCUGCAAGAGCUCGAAAGCAGCGACAAUGAGGACGAGGACGAUAAUCUGGCGGUGCCCGAUGACAAUGACAACGAUGAUGUCGACGACGAAACCGAAGCUAUACUGCCCGAAAGCGACAUACCCACAGCCAGCGCCAGGCCACGCAUGAAACUGACGCAGCCACCGCCGCCAUAUGCAGCCAGUCGUAGUGUCCACAGAUUGGCUGUUAAAAACGAGCCGCUGGCUGCCGAGGCCGAUGACUCCAUGGAUGAAUAUGCCGAUGGCGAGCAAAGCUAUAUGGACGACAACUCUGGCGAGUAUCCAGACUACAGCAGCAGCAGCUACAAUGCACAGAGCAGCAAUCCGCUCGGCGGUGAAUCCGAUUUCCUGAGCUAUGAUGAAAUGGUCGAAGAAUCGCUGAUUGGCCGCGAUCGGGAGCUAACCAUGCACAUCAAGGAUCGCAAGAUGAUCCAAUUCCUGAUACACUCGUACAAGCGCAAUCCAUUCCUCUGGGAUCACAGUCACGCCCAGUUCCGGGAUCGCAUUAAGCGUGCACGCUUCCUUGACUGGAUUGUGCUCGAGUUCAAAAACCGUUUCAAUAUCUCUUUGGCCAAGGAUGCCAUCACACGCAAAUGGGAUAAUCUGCGCACCGUCUACAAACGCGAGUGCAAUCGCAUGGCCCUCGAAAAGACAAACAUCAGCACGCUGUGGUACUUCAAGGAGCUGCACUUUCUCAACGAGGUCUAUAGCUACAAUUCAAAGAUGUCCGAUGCCGUUGUCAAGGAAACAUCUUAUAGACGUCGCUUUUCGGCCAUUUGGAAUGACACGUCCACCGCCAAGCUGUUGGUCAUGGUGAAGCGGUAUCAGUGCUUUUACAAUCGUUUCGAUCCCGACUAUCGCAGCAAGGAGCGUCGCGGCGAGGGCCUGCAACAGAUGGCGAUGGAGCUGCAGCAGUUAAUUGAUGUGACCACCAUACAGAUAUCGAAGCGAAUCUCGCAGUUGCGUUUCGAUUAUUCGAAACAGAAGAUGGAGCGCCUGAAUGCGGAGCGCCUGGGUCGCAAAUUUAUACCCAACUACAUAUACUACGAUCAGAUGAGCUUCAUGGACGAUGAUAUACCGCCAUUCAAAUGCCAGCAUUGCGGCGAGAUUGUGCAAACGCUGCGCGAACUGGACCUGCACAUGCUCAGCCAUCAGCCGAGCCUGGGCGGCGGCUACUAUUGCAACGUGUGCAACAUACAGUUCAAUAAUGCGGACGAGUUUGAGAAUCACAAACAAUUGCAUUUGGGCGCCGGCAAUGAGGUCAAAUACAAUUGUGAACUGUGCACCGCUAGCUUUCGUGAAAAGUCCAACUAUGAUGAGCAUUUGCGUCGCCACAACGAUGAGCUCUUCCUGCCGACACUGGCCCUGAAUCACAGCAUACUCGACAGCGCCAGCGGCGAUGCUGACGUUGCUGCUGGCGUUGACACAUCAGCUGCUGCUGGCUCUGGCGCCGGCGAUGAGGAGGAUAUGUUUCCACCAGACGGGCCCAAGCCUUUCGGCUGUGAGGUAUGCCAUCGGACAUUCGCGACGCCGGGCCAUCUGAAUGCGCAUCGGAUUGUGCAUCAGGAUGAGCGGGAGCGCUGCUACAAGUGCGACUAUCCGCAGUGCAGCAAAUCGUUUGUGUCGCGACACAGCCUAUUCGAUCAUCUGAAGCAACAUUAUAGCAACGAGGAGUUCAAGUGCGAUAUCUGUGGCAAGAUCUUCAAGUCCACCAAGAAUCUGCAGAACCACAAGCAAAUCCACGAUAAAGUCAAGCGCUACGUCUGCCAGAUAUGCGGCUCGGCAUUCGCCCAGGCUGCUGGCCUCUACCUGCACAAGCGUCGUCACAAUCGUCCCAAUGGCACCACCGGCGCCGUUGGGGGACGCUCCAGCCGCACCACGCUGUGAGCGGUCCGUACGCUAUCCCUGACUCUAUCAUUUGCCUGAAUACACACACACACACACACACACACGCACACGCACACAAUCACAAACACAGAGAUACGCGAACAGUUCUAAAUUAUUGCAAUGUCCUCCAAUGCCAAUGUGCGGCAGCUAUUUUAAAAGCCUUUUAAUGUAU
Molecule: messenger RNA, 2716 nt
Organism: Drosophila novamexicana
Lineage: Eukaryota; Metazoa; Arthropoda; Insecta; Diptera; Drosophilidae
Exons: 3
Coding region: 244-2544 (766 amino acids)
Biological process (GO): regulation of DNA-templated transcription
Molecular function (GO): DNA-binding transcription factor activity, RNA polymerase II-specific; RNA polymerase II cis-regulatory region sequence-specific DNA binding
Source: RefSeq, a predicted model, not a curated record